AUGCUCUGGAAGCGCAACGAGACCGAGAACGACAUGGAAAUGCUCAUCAAGAUCCUCAACUGCCUCAUGCACCUCGCCGGCGGCACGUGCGACGGCAAGCUCAUCGCGUACCCGCUGCCGACGCUUCACGACGAGUACGACGAGCUCGUCUCGAGUUACCACCGGCAAAAGCUGGCCGCGACCUUUCUCCUCAGCGACGACCAAGUCACCAAGCAGCUCUUGCCCAUGGUGCUUGAUUUCGUCAACGACAUUCAGCAGAAAGACGUGGCCGAAGUGGCGAGUCGGUGCAUCGCCGCUCUCGUGCCUCGCCUCUCGGGCUCGAUCAAGAAGACACAGAUCAUUCGCAUCGGCAUCGAGAAGGGCGACGUGUCCCAGGCCGCGGGCUCGCGCCUCAUUUGUUGUUGGGUCCUCGGCCUGCUCACGGCGUCGACGCUGCUGUCCGAGGCCGACAUUGAGAGUCUCUUUUUCCAAAAGAUGAUGGGCCUGUGCCAAGACACGGACACGGACGUACGGACGUGCAUGUGCAUGCAGCUGGAUGCAUUGGCGCGAGCUGUGAGCACGACAAAGGCGUGUGCGGACUUACUGCCCGAGCUCCUCGAGCUCCUCCAAGACGAAGAGGAGCAAGUCAAAAUCAUGGCCUUUCGGACCCUCGUGUCGCUUUACGACUUUUACCCCAAGAAGGAGCGCGAGGCGCAGAUCUUGCCCGUGCUUCUUGACGUGAUUGCGUACACGCCAUCGUAUUUAAUUGGCCCCCUCGCCAGCAGCUUCGGACGACUCGUCUUUAAGCUCUUCACACUCAACGACUUUUGUGCGGAAAGCAGCAGCGUCCUCCUCGCGGCCUUCAACCGGCUCGGGCGCCACGCCGAGAACGAGGUGCGCCUCGCUUGUGCCUACAACUUUCCAGCGGUCGUCUUGUCAUUUGGCGCCAACCAAUACUCGGCGCAGCUCGACGAGCUUCUCCAAGCGCUCACGCAGGACAAGGUCGAGAGCGUCCGCAUCACGGCCGUCGCAGGCCUCCAUGAAAUCGCCCACCUCCUUGGGCAGCAGCGUGCGUUGCGGUACAUCAAAGCCAUGUCGCUCACGACGCUGCGCGACGAGUCGGCGGUCGUCCAAGGCUACAUGAUCGCGCGCUUACCCGACGUCAUGCCGUACUUUUGCACGAGCGUUGACGACGACCAGCGGAUGGCGUAUUUGGAGACGGUGCUGAAACACAUUUUACAGCAUCAUACGGUCCUAUCGGCCGGCAAGUGGCGCGACCAGCUACGUGUUGUCUCGGCCCUCGAGAAGCUACACCCGUUCUUGUCCCCGAUUCAGCUGUUUGAGCGAAUAUUUCCCCUCCUCUUUGAGAUGAUGAACGCGGGCGCGCGACCAGUACAGCUCGAAGCCGUGCGCACCCUCGUGGUUCUCCACCGCGAAAACAAAGUCCAGACCAACCGCUUCAACAUUCUCGUGCGGCUACGAAAGGAGUACGCCCAGGGCAAAAGCUACUGGCAGCGAUCGCUCUUCCUCGACGCAUGCGACUUUGCUGUAAGCUGCUACAGCCGCAAGUACAUCCGACACGUCUUUGUCGAGCCCGCACUCGACCUCCUCGACGACCACGUACCGAACGUACGCAUCAAGGCGGCGUCCCUGCUCCUAGCGUGGAAGCGUUGCUUGGACCCGAAGGCGCCCGGCGACGAGAAGCUUCUCACGCGCAUCCGCAUCGUACUCGAAGCACCAAACGAAGCCGACCGUGACGUCCUCGCCGUCCUUGUACAUACACGCGACCACUGGGCGGACGCAAUCGCCACGUCGGACGAGGACAACGACCGCCGCGUCGCUGCCGAAGAGGCGCUCGGCAUGCACACGGACCACGACCUCUUCACGUCGGAAGCCAAGUGGUCGGAAAUGCUUGAGUAUACCUUAAUUGUUGGGAAGGACGGCCAGGUCGUUCGGCGCGCGCGCGUCAAGUCGAUCGACAUCAUCAGCAAGAUCCGACAGCACAGCAAAGAAAUGGCCAAUCCGCGGUCGUCGUCCACGUCCGUGCCAGCGCGCCAAUUUAGCAAGCUCGACGCCAAGCCCGGUGGCACCAAGCUCCCGACGACCAUGGUGGCUAAGCCAACAGCAACGUCGUCGGCCGUGUCACUGCCCACGUGUGCGACGCUCGCACCAAAGAGUGCCAGCGCCGGCCUCAUUGCAAGAGAGUCCAAGAGUGCGACGGCAACAACGGGCUCGCUCAAGCAGAUUACAGACCCAGCGAAAAUGGCCACCGCGCGAAGUGCGCUCAUAAAGGCGCCGCCAACAACGACAACGAGCGCCGUGGCGAGCAAAGCCAAAGUACGUUGA
Saprolegnia parasitica CBS 223.65 is the source of this 2325-nucleotide messenger RNA. RefSeq lists its product as hypothetical. The record is from RefSeq and is a predicted model, not a curated record. Lineage: Eukaryota; Oomycota; Saprolegniomycetes; Saprolegniales; Saprolegniaceae. The transcript has 6 exons. The coding region runs from base 1 to 2325 and encodes 774 amino acids. Gene Ontology annotation, molecular function: protein binding.